AUGUCAAUCUACACCAACUGCGUGUACUUUACGCUAUGGAAGAGUUAUGAUUUGUUGUGGUUUUGGAUGCAUUUGAUCCUCUGCAGUUGCUUCCCACAACUCAGGCCGGAGAACUACCUGAUUGUAUGGUCAAACUUGAUCAUCAAAAAGCUCACCAAAUAUCCAGACUAUACUUUCAAGCAACUCUACUAUGCUCUCUACACCAGUAAUAGGUCGGCCCACUUUACAAAACGGUUGAUGUCACGGAAAGAAAAGAAAGGAGUUAUUGAGUUGGACUCCAAUAGUGAUGAAGACGAGAAAAACGAACCAACAACGAGUAGAAGUGCGGCAAAUGUGGAUCCGGAAGCUCCAAUCCCUUUGAGAACCAUCAAUCCGGAAAGAUCAGCAAAGGCCAUACCAACUCCAGUCGUACAGAUUGCUGAGGUUGAAGAAGACGAUGCCGAUGAGAACGACGAGCACAACGCCACGGAAACAACACCGCUCCGCCCACCGAGACCAUCUCGUCCAAAGUUCGAAGAGCCAGAAGAGGAUGACGAUGAAGUGAUUGAAGUGGUCACUGACGCUGUAGCAGAAGACGAAUCACCAAAAGAGAGCCCAACAUCCGAGAAAAAGGAUAGCCCAACAUCAGAGCAGCCGAAAUGGAAAUCAUACGUACCAAAUUCGGUGAUGAAAUUUCUACCACGGCAAGAAAGUUCCACACCAUCUGUUCAAUCCAAAGCAUCUACCAAUAAGGACAUGAGCAAGGAGGUGAAUAACAAAGAUGGUACCAACUCGACAUCUGCAAUCGGACGAUUCUACGACAGAAUCAAGUUCAAUAGAACAAAUUCGAAUUCCUCUACAAACACCAGUCGACCAAAUGAGAUAGAAAUACUGCGACCUGACUACUCAAAUCGCUAUGAUUGUCAUGACAAAUCAAAACAAGAAUCACAAGAAAAACGCGAUAGAAAAGCUCUUCGACACCGUAUUCGACACGAACUGAGGAUGGCGAUGAAGGCAGAUGCAGCAAAGGAAAGAGAUCGUAAGAAGGUGACCGACGCAAUUGAGCUCUUACUUCAACUUCUUCGAAUGAUGUCGUCGUUUGCAAUGCUCAUUGGCACAAUCAGGAAAACCUUCAUCCCAGCAUCAUUCAAGUAUCUGAAACCAGGCCAGCACGCUUAUGACAACUAUGAGCUCAUAAUUUUGUUCCGAUGUACUGCCUUUCUCGAUAUUGCUAUGUUCUGGAUGAAUGUCACCUACGCUUAUUGCUUGCAAUGGCAACUAUGUUGUCGACUUGGUUUCACUCGUUUUGUCUUCUGGGCAAUGAUUCUUGGCGUGGUGUCAACGACAGUUAUGUUCAUCCCAAUGACGUACGUUAUGAAUGAUUUGGAUUUGAGUUGGUGCCGAUUGAUGCCCAACACUACCUUCGCGAAGUAUCAACCGAGUUGGUGA
Molecule: messenger RNA, 1428 nt
Organism: Caenorhabditis remanei
Lineage: Eukaryota; Metazoa; Nematoda; Chromadorea; Rhabditida; Rhabditidae
Exons: 12
Coding region: 1-1428 (475 amino acids)
Source: RefSeq, a predicted model, not a curated record